UUUGAAACACAGCCGGUGUCUGAGCAUGUGCUGUUACUGCUGCAGUGGAGUAAAAUAUGUCAGUUAUCACCGGACAGGAGCGAGAGGAGAGAGAGAGGCGGGUACAAAUGCACUCUGAGAGGCAACCGGUGCAACGGUUCUCUGUAGAAUUCUAUUGUUUUACACCAAAAUGAGGCCCGGCUCCUCUUGAUCUACAGCGGCGGAAGAAUAAUACGUAGAUCGACCUUCUGUUGGCUCAGACCGGACGGGAUAGCCUUCAUUGCUCUUGUGCAUCGAUGAGCCUUGGGCACGAUGAACAUCGAUGAACACCCUGUCGCCGGUUUGUGGUUUGUCCCUGCUGACCGGGCGCAACCCACAAGCCUUGCCGUUUCAGAGUUCAUGAGUACCACGUCAGCAUCGGCAGCCGAACUCAGUACCGCUCCUCUUGGACUCUGACAGACGGUGUUGAGUGUGGACAUUGAGACUGCCAGACAGCAGGAAGAUGGCAACCACAGCGACCCCUGAGCCCCUUACUGCCCUCUCUCGUUGGUACCUAUAUGCCAUCCACGGUUACUUCUGUGAAGUCAUGUUCACGGCUGCCUGGGAGUUUGUGGUGAACUGCAACUGGAAGUUUCCUGGUGUGACGAGUGUGUGGGCGCUCUUCAUCUACGGAACCUGCAUCCUGAUCGUAGAGCGCAUGUAUCUGUGUCUGCGGGACCGCUGCAAUGUGCUUCUCCGCUGCAUCAUUUAUACAUUGUGGACAUAUCUGUGGGAGUUUGGCACGGGUUUGCUGCUUCGGCAGUUUAACGCUUGUCCGUGGGACUACUCUGAGUUUAAAUAUAACUUCAUGGGCCUGAUCACGGCAGAGUACGCCGUGCCUUGGUUCUGCGCCUCCUUUAUCGUUGAGCGCCUAGUGAUACGCAACACGCUCCGGUUGUGCUUCGACGAGGCUGUCGGGCCCGGCCAGGCUGAAGAACUGUCGGACAGAGGCGGAGAAGGAAGAGCAGGGAGUGGGAGAAGAGGAAGAGGGGCAACCAGCGCAAACGGCUACGUGAAGGGGGAUUGAGGAGGUUUUCGACACCUUCCCCCCCCCCCCAUCUCAAACCUCCCGUCACCCAUGACUCUAUCCGCACAUAUCGUAGUCUCUCUCCCACCUGCUUCCAGGGAAAGAGUCGCUCAGACACAGUUGGUGCAGCUCCAACUGAGACACUUGCACAACUGUGAGGAACUUUCUGAUUUUAUAUAGAUCGUCCAGCUGGCGUUCUUCGUUCAUGUGGAGGGAUGUUAAUUUGCCACCUUAGUGCUCAACAUUUACUGUCCUCACUUCGGGCGAGUAGCUAUUAAGUUCAAGGUUUGUCAGUAGGAGUGGUGCCCGGUGGCAAAAUGAGAAUGAACACACCUCUUCCACUAUACCUCCCAAACCAGUCCAUCCACUCCAGACUCUCUGGGAAGGGACAAACAAAUUGACUUGUGUUCUCUCGUCCAAAAAAAAAAAAAAACGCAGACACAUCACUUGAAAAGAGAUAUAGCCUACAGUAUCAAUGCUUUUAACAAAGCGAGUCCUUUUAGAUUAUAAACACGGUCCAUGAUGUAUAUGUAGUUGGAAAUGCAAAUAACUGUUAGGAUAAAAGCUUACCUUUUGAAUGUUAGUUUGUGUUAUUUAUUAAUAUCUAAAAUGUAGUUAAGAAAUGAUAAUAUAUUAAAAAUGUAUUGUGUAUAUAUAUAUACUGUAUAACCUAAAGCAAUGCCUUGUACUUGAAUUUGGUGUUUUUUUAUAUUCAUCAAAAUAUUCAGUGCUUGAACGUGCAUGAAAGUUGUCUUCCAGGAGAUUUGUUUCAUUCUGAGACUGAUCUUCGAUGUUGUGUACAAUUUAUUUCCUCCGUUUUUAAUUAUUUAAAAAAAAAAAUAUUUUCUCAUGGAGAUGAACACACAAAGGAGUACUGUAUUGUUACAUAUAUAGAGUCCGGGUGCUCAGCACUGAAACCAUAAAAACAUCACAGUAUCCUGUUUUUUUCACUGGAGAGAAUGUUAUUGUGUGUUUAUGAACUGGUGCUAGAUCCUCAUUGAGUCGUGUUGAGGGAUCUGACAAUGGUCACAAUAAAGGCAUUAAUAUGUAGGUUCACUGA
Molecule: messenger RNA, 2105 nt
Organism: Rhinichthys klamathensis goyatoka
Lineage: Eukaryota; Metazoa; Chordata; Actinopteri; Cypriniformes; Leuciscidae
Gene: tmem229b
Product: transmembrane protein 229B
Exons: 4
Coding region: 482-1045 (187 amino acids)
Source: RefSeq, a predicted model, not a curated record